AUGAAUCACUGAGCGGCACAACAGUCUGAUCGCGGACUCACGCUUCAAUUUCACACAUUACAUCUCAACAAUUAAGGAUCUCAUUAUUAUUUCCGGGCGGAUUGGCGCCACUUUUGCUCCCGUCCGCACCUUUUAUUUCGCCAUCAUCUGCUUUCCUCUCCAGCCAGCGAGACGCCUGUCAGGCUCGCACACCGGCGUGUCAACGACAAGCAGGAAAAAGAUAAAUAUUCAUUUCAUUCGGACACACCUUGUGCAGGACUGCCCUGAAACCGCUACAAUCAACAUGGAUGAAGACAAUCACGUUCCUGAGGAUCUCUCCCUGGAGGAGAGGGAUGAGCUGUGCAACAUCCGGCGCAGGAAGCGGGAGCUGCUCGACGACAUCGAGAGGUUGAAGUUCGAGAUCGCCGAGGUCAUGACAGAAAUCGAGCAGCUGACGUGCGUUGGCGAGAGUAAGACAUCCCAGAGAAACAAGCAGAUUGCAAUGGGCAGGAAGAAAUUCAACAUGGACCCUAAAAAGGGCAUCCAGUUCCUGCUGGAGAAUGACCUCCUUCAGCACACUCCAGAAGACAUCGCCCAGUUCCUCUAUAAAGGCGAGGGUCUAAACAAGACCGUGAUCGGGGACUACCUCGGCGAACGGGACGACUUCAACAUCAAGGUGCUCCAGGCUUUUGUGGAGCUGCACGAGUUUGCAGACCUUAACCUCGUCCAAGCUCUACGGCAGUUCCUGUGGAGUUUCCGAUUGCCGGGUGAAGCUCAGAAGAUCGACCGCAUGAUGGAAGCCUUUGCUUCGCGCUACUGCCAGUGCAACUCCGGGGUCUUCCAGUCCACAGACACUUGCUACGUGCUGUCGUUCGCUAUCAUCAUGCUAAACACUAGCCUGCAUAACCCCAACGUCAGAGACAAGCCCCCUGUGGAGCGUUUCAUCUCUAUGAACAGAGGCAUCAAUGAGGGCGGAGAUCUUCCAGAGGAACUUCUCAGGAACCUCUACGACAGCAUCAAAAAUGAGCCAUUUAAAAUCCCAGAGGAUGACGGGAAUGAUCUGACGCAUACAUUUUUCAACCCCGACAGAGAAGGCUGGCUUUUAAAGCUGGGCGGCAGGGUGAAGACGUGGAAGAGGAGGUGGUUUAUACUGACGGACAACUGCCUGUAUUACUUUGAAUACACAACUGACAAAGAACCACGUGGGAUUAUUCCCCUGGAGAACCUCAGUAUCCGAGAGGUGGAGGAGCCUAGAAAACCUAACUGUUUCGAGCUCUACAACCCCAACCACAAAGGUCAGGUGAUCAAGGCCUGCAAAACCGAAGCGGACGGACGAGUGGUGGAGGGCAACCAUGUUGUUUACAGGAUAUCGGCCCCCACGCAAGAGGAGAAGGAGGAAUGGAUCAAAUCCAUCAAAGCCAGCAUCAGCAGGGAUCCUUUCUACGACAUGUUGGCCACUAGGAAGAGGAGGAUAGCCAAUAAGAAGUAGCCAAAGAAAACCUCCAGUUGCAUCACUGCCACUGAAAUCUUGUGUAUUGAGUGACUUUUCUACGUGGGACCUCCUUAAAAUCUCUCUCACCCGUGAACAGUUGUAGAUUUAAAUAUAUACACUUUUACAUGUUGAUGGGAACCAGCAAAAGAGAGGAAUGAGGAUGGAACCACUUUUUUUGCAUUUCAUGUGCGGGUGGCGCCCUCUGUUGGACUUAUAAAGAACUACAUCUAAUAGAGCCCUCUGGUGGACUUAUAAAGAACUACAUCUAAUAGAGCCCUCUGGUGGACUUAUAAAGAACUCCAUCUAAGAGAGCCCUCUGUUGGACUUUUAAAGAACUCCAUCUAAUAGAGCCCUCUGGUGGGAUUUAUAAGGAACUACAGCUAUGAACCCAUAAGAAGCCUCAGUCGAAGUACAGUAAUCAGCUGGUCUGAUUUGUUUAUGCAAAACACACCGAUCUACUCCUAAUCUUUUAUGAUAUUGUUGGAAAAUUGGUUAGCAAAUUAGAACUUUUGCACUAUUAUUUGGUAAUGAAGUAGCAAUUCCAAUCAGACACAUUUUAGGAAGAUUCAUCUUUUCCUGAUAAUUACUUGGCAAUUUAUUUUAACAAAAUCACCAGUUUACAGUCUGCAUGAAAAUGAUGUACAUAGUUCUUUUCUCCCCUUGUUCUUUUACGUAGUUUGUCGAUCCUUUUAUGGUCAUUUGACAAUACACUUUCACAACCACAGAGGCACAUAUGCCUCAAAAUACAUAUUGUAUCUGUAAGUUAUUUUUUAGCGAUAUAGUAAAAAUGCAAAAAUGAUUUGACUGCUCAGCGCAGUUCUUUGGUUAUUUCAUAAACUUAUGAGAUUUUUCUGAAAAAAUAAAUAAAUUGUAAAAUAACUAAACCUAUGGACAGAAAAUUCUGAACUCUCAUUCAUUGUAAGUGCUUAUUCACCUUGUACACAAGGUUGUUGAACUACAAUCUCUUGUAAAAAAAAAAAAAAAAGUAAACUUUUCUUAACCUGCUAAAUAGUUCUUUCUUAACCCGUUUUUCAGUGCAGUUUUCACACAAGUCAAAAGACAACAGUCCAAUUUCUGACAUUACCAAAUGUAUUUU
Molecule: messenger RNA, 2567 nt
Organism: Nerophis lumbriciformis (worm pipefish)
Lineage: Eukaryota; Metazoa; Chordata; Actinopteri; Syngnathiformes; Syngnathidae
Gene: cyth3a
Product: cytohesin 3a
Biological process (GO): regulation of ARF protein signal transduction
Molecular function (GO): guanyl-nucleotide exchange factor activity
Source: RefSeq, a predicted model, not a curated record